GCCACUACAGUGCUGUUGGCAGGAAGCGAAGGGGGGAGGUGACUGAGAGCAACAGAGAAAGGAAACUCCAGAGAGAGAGAGAGCUCAUUCACAUCAACCACAGCUGACAAAAAAAACCCCACAAAGUGCACGUCAGGAUUUUUUGCAGACAUGACUUCGUUUCAGGCUGGACAAAGAGCUCUUUCACCUUCUGCCAAUGUGAUAACGGCCUCCGCCACUUUUAUAAAAGCCACAGGCAGCACUGGUGUCCUGCGGCUCCUCCUGUUGGGAAUACUUCUGCCAUCAGUAUUAGUGUCAGGCCAAAAUUCCACCACAUCUAAUACUCUGAUGCCCUCCAAUUCCCCCACAUCAACCAGCCAGUCCCCCAACUCUACCACCAUCAUAACCACAAACACUUCUGACACCUCUGUGGCCACAACCACCGACAGCACCACCAACCAGCCCACUAUGAUGACCACUGGCAGCACGGCCUCCACUGCAGCCACAACAAACACCGGCACCACCAGCCAGCCCCCCACAGCCACCAGCACCUCCGGAAGCACACCAGCCUCUACUACCCAGUCUGCCAAUUUCACCACCUUUGGAGCUACUUUAACAGCCAUGACCGGCGGCACAGUGACAGGCUCAGGUUCAACCAUGUCACCUUCCUCCAUGACCUCAGGCUCCGGUGCCCCGACCUCAAUGAUGUCCACCCCUCAGUCAUCUGAAACCAUGAUGCCAAAUUCUACUACAGUGAGCAUGAUAUACUGCCCCUCAUUCAUGUGUAACUACUCAGACUGCUACGCUAUGUACACCAGUCAGAAUGCCACUUCAUGCUCUGCUGAUGCCUAUUGUCAGCUGGUAAGACAGACGGACAUGUGCUACACCGUGAACUGCAGCGCCUUCUGCGCUGAGCGCUGCACCAACGAGUCUCAGACCAACUGCUCUGUGAACUGCUGCAAUUCCACCGACUGCCUCAACGGCAGUUUUGCGGCCAUGAUGAUGAGCACAACCACAGUAAUUGCAACAACGACAAUGGAGAUAAAAACAACACCAGUCGCUACAACGGCUGCCACCAGUGCACAAACGACAGCGGACAAUGGAAACAAAUGCCAUAGUGGUACAUGCACUGGGAAAACUUGCUACAAAGAGUUUGCAAAGACAGUCCAAACAUGCUCCUCCUCACAGCUGCACUGUCAGCUGAAAAAGGAGACUGUAAAUUCCAACAUGCAGUGGACAGCAGGUUGCACCACCAACUGUUCUGGCCAAACCCCAUGCAAGACCUCCACACAACCCCCAUGUCAUCUAGAGUGCUGCAACGCCACUACAGCCUCCUGCCUAUGGUUGAAUGGCACCCUGAAUGUCCUCUCUUUCGCCACAAGAGGUCCUCACCUCAACACAGAAUUGAUCGCUUCCUUAAUUUGCCUGCUCGCCAUCACUCUGCUGCUGUGAGUGACUGAGUACCAGCUUGUGCUCAGCUUCUGUGCGGAUCAUUAGGUAGCCAGAGCUUUGUGUAACCCCCACUUCCUCCAAAAAGAAAAGCUUAGCAGUGCAGAGGUAAACACUCAUUUACACCCUUUUUAUUCAUAUGUGAUUGUUCUGUACAGUAUAUAUUUAUGUAAUAUAGUAAAGCCUAACAUCACAAUGUUGAUUCUCUUUCUUGUUUAAUUAAAACUUCGCAAUCAUGUUUUAUCUCUGGUUCAAGACCAAUGAAAAAUGUCUUUGAACAGUAUUUCCAGAUGACAGUCAACAAUAUCAAAACACGCCAGAAGCAACCCAGUCUUCACAUCACUGCACACUUAGGGUGCAAAUCCAUUACUAAAAUUAUUUAUUCAAAUGAGUUUUCUUCUCAGUGAAGUUUUAAGAAAUAGCUUUCAUUUGGUGAACAUGUUGUAAUUUGUUUUAGCCAUGACCUUGCCCAUAACCUGACUCCUUAAAGAAAGCCAAAAACAGAUUUUGUUUGCACCUUGCCACUCUAAAGGUGCGAUGUGUAAAAUAUGGCCAGAAUAAGACAAUGUGAAAAAGUAACAGUUCUGAUGUUAUGUCAAAGACGUCUACGACGUCUCGCUCUUCUCCCGCCUCACGCCUCUUCUGUUCUAACUAACGAGCUAAUGCCAAAUAGUUACAUCCAAAGAUAGCUGCAGCAAUUAGCAGUUAGCGGUUACUCUGCCGAUAUGCUGCCCCCUGUUUGUUUGGAGUGAGCUUUGACAGGUGGCCAUAUCUUACAUGUUGUGCCUUUAAACUGAUUGUUGACUAAUCUUAAUUUUGGAAGGGGUGAGUGAGCCUAAACAUGACGUUGCUGUUAAUGUGAUUAUGUUUUAUGACCAAAACCUCUCUCUAGUUAUCGUUUCUUCAAGCCAUUGUGAGAGUGACGCAGCUGCGACUCCAUAUGCACUUUAUGAAACACAAAUGUUGAGCUGUUACAGGGUGUUGUGAAGGUUUGCUGAAGCAUUUCUGUAGAUGUAUUCAGAAUGAAAUGUGCAAUUUAGCACUUUCGGCUCCUGAUAUUUUUGUGAAUCGUGAGUAAGAUGUCUAUACUGUGUGGUUUACAAAGUAUAUUUUAAGGCAUAAUGGUCUCAUAUAAAUGUUAAUGAAAUCAGAUUAUUGUAGUUUUGUGUACUGUAUAAAGUGGAUUUUGUCUUAAAACUAA
This is a messenger RNA of Chelmon rostratus (copperband butterflyfish), 2629 nucleotides long. RefSeq names its product integumentary mucin C.1. Lineage: Eukaryota; Metazoa; Chordata; Actinopteri; Chaetodontiformes; Chaetodontidae. The transcript is spliced from 9 exons. Bases 151 to 1431 code for a protein of 426 amino acids. The record is from RefSeq and is a predicted model, not a curated record.